This is a messenger RNA of Dibothriocephalus latus, 270 nucleotides long. Lineage: Eukaryota; Metazoa; Platyhelminthes; Cestoda; Diphyllobothriidea; Diphyllobothriidae. The record is from the annotation of a GenBank genome assembly.
AUGUUAAGCAUUGAUGGUGAACUCGAACGGCUUGCAGUCCAGGAGUCCUCGGAGACGCUCUACUCGGUGCCCAUCCAGUCACCUGACUGUCCAUUACCUGCAGGCUCCUUUGGCACCUCUGUGGUGCCCACCACGGCGCCCGGCUGGCAGAGCUCCAAUGUCGUGCCCCGGAAGUAUGCAAAAAUCUUCGCGGCUGAUGAGCUCUACGAUGAAGAUGACGAAAAGGAUCGUGAGUGCAUUUUGAAGUUACAUUCUGUCCAUAUUUACUGA